Molecule: messenger RNA, 2407 nt
Organism: Oncorhynchus nerka (sockeye salmon)
Lineage: Eukaryota; Metazoa; Chordata; Actinopteri; Salmoniformes; Salmonidae
Exons: 3
Coding region: 86-2125 (679 amino acids)
Source: RefSeq, a predicted model, not a curated record
CCAGCAACAACCGGUACUCCUAGACAAUGUGGUUGAGGCCCCCAAACAUGCCGAAUCCAUAUGCAGAACAGCUACUUCUACACAAAUGACUUACAGUGAACAUGAAGGCAGCCAGACCAGCAUGGUAAAUUAUUCCAAAGCCUUAAUUAGUCAGACUUUGAUGACAAUCCAGAGGAGAGUGUCUAUGUCAGAGAGGAUGAGCACCUCAGAGAAAGGCCUCUUGACUCGUUCCAUCGUGGGCUCCAUGUUGGAGGAUGUUGACAUGGUGAGAACUGAUGGACACGAGAUACACCGGCCAUCCUCCUCAAAGUCCUCCCUUUCCAUCACCUCUGCCAUGACCAGAGGGUCCCAGAGUGAUUUUACAAAUUCUCUUCCAGGCACUCCAGUCCCCAAUGAGUGGCCUGUUGAAAUCUAUUGUCCUAUCAUUAGGAGUUCGGUCAUUGAUAUGAGUGACUCCUCAACUCAUUCACAAGGGUCAACAAAUUACACAAGGCAAACCAUCUCUGCCAUAGUUGACACUGUUAUGGAGGUCAUUCCAAGAGAAGAUACGGAACACAUAGCCACUGCAGAUGAUGUCACUUCUUUUACAAGAAGACUUGCGAGACUCAGCCCCAGGGACGGUCUUCAGAACUUCUCACAUGAGCUCACUGACAAAGUUUAUGAGCUCAUAAAAAGUCACAACACCCCCCAGGCUCUUUUUGUGCCAGCUGGCAAGAGCGUGUCUGACUCUAUUCUUUUGAAGCUGAAGACAGAAUUGAAUGCUUCUGAAGAAUCCAGGGAGUUUCCAUCUGACCUUGUGUAUUCCUUUGCUACGGAGUCAAUAAAACGUCUGCUACAGCAGAUUGUCUUCUGGCUUCCUCCACCAUCACAAGGAUCAGAUUUCUGCCAAACUAUCAUCUCUGAUGGUUCUCUGCAGGAAACAAGUCAGCUUAUCCCGAGCUCUUCUGCCAUCUCCAUUAGUUCCUCACAGGUUUACUGUGACACAGAGAGCCUUUUCACCAAUAUAAUGGUCAAUCAGGUCAUGUAUACCUGUUCUGUGGCCUCCAAUUCAUCAGAAGAAUUAUCAGAGUUGAUGAACAUAAUCAAUGGGUUGUCCCCAACUGAUGCUGGAACACUUGACUCUGACAGACCGGCUCUCAUGACCACUAGCCGUCAGUCUAGUGCCAAAUCAUUGCCUAGACCCUCUCUGUCUGGCAACAGCACACACAACGGUGGAACUGUGGAUUAUCAAGUUUUAGGAGAGGUGGAAUCCAAGAUGGACAACAAAGAUCUGGAGAUGUCUAGUGUCUCUGUGCAUCCAUCAACUCCAUCAGCCAUGGACUCUGAUACACAUGCAUCAUUUGACUCCACUAGCAAUGACUACACCUCUUUGGUACUUUUACUGAUUGUUAGACUGCUGUCAAUGAUCACCCCUAUCACAUUACUGGAAUCCUCUGACAUUGGUGAAACAUCAAGAGUUCUCACAAAGAGGAUUCUGUCUGAGUUCUGUGGCACCUCAGGCCUUGAACCAACUCAAGCCUACCCCCAGAAUCUGAAAAUCAAAAAGAUUUUCAAGGCUGUCUACAAGGGGCUUCUUCAAGAAUUCGGGUCAGAGAAGAUGCUCCAGGUUGCAAUGAAGUCAACGGAUUAUGCAUUUGACGAUGCCCUGGUCAAAUCAUUAACUAGGGAACUACUAACUAAAUGCAAUGAGGCUAGCUCUUCACCUCCCUCCAAUACCCAGUUGUCAUCACACAAUGACCUUGGCAGUGACGAGGUAGGUAAUUAUGGCCUUCCAACAACUGGAAGAAAGGAAAAGAAGAGAGGAAGAUUCAGCGCUCUCUGUGGACUCCACCCAAAGUGUACAAAGAAGGUCAACAAGAAGAACCACUGCACUCCAACACCUUCCCAGAACCAGACCCCUGCCGGUAGUGAAACAGCUUAUGCCUGCCCACACCAUAACCCUACAGCCAACACGACGCCAUAUACGUGGUCUGUGGUUGUGAGGCCGGUUGGACAUACCGCCAAAUAUUCUAAAACGACAUUGAAGGCGGCUUAUGGUAAGGAAAUAAACAUUCAAUUCUCCGGCCACAGCUCUGGUGGACAUUCCUGCAGUCAGCAUGCCAAUUGCACGCUCCCUCAAAACUAGUCAACCAGCGUUUAUCCUUGCUUCUAUUUUUCUCAGUCUGUCUCAGAGACAUCUGUGGCAUUGUGUGGUGUGACAAAACUGCACAUUUUAGCGUGGCCUUUUAUUGUCCCCAGCACGAGUUGCACCUUUGUAAUGAUCAUGCUUUUUAACCCACAAGAGUCUAAGCCCUGUUUAGGCCGAGGGGUUUGUAUCGGCCUUACUGCUAUUUGCCCAUACAAACACAUUGAAUAACAGAUUCACUACAUGGAACUGAAGUGUCUGUCCUAAAUCUGAGAGAUAGAA